CUUCCAUUCCUUCACUCUCCAUGUUGUCUAGACGUGCUUUCCUCGCCGUCGUAUCCGCCGUACUCUUUAGCAGCGCGUCCGUCCACGGCGUCUCCGUUUCCUUCAACCGCGUCUCAUCCUCUUCCUCUGAGCCAGGUUACUCAGAAAACUUCAAAAUCCCAUCAGGGAGCGAAAAAGACCAAGACGGGGAUAACGUCUUCCAAUAUACGAACUCGAAUAACGUAACGGGUUCGGACAUUUAUGUUGCGAGUUUGAGUAUAGAUGGGAGUGAGUUUGAGGUGCAGUUGGAUACGGGGAGUAGUGAUUUGUGGAUUGAUACGACGGGGUUGGAUUUGAGUCGGUUGACGAAUACGGGGGUGCAGACGGGUUUGACGUAUGGAGACGGUACGGUUGCGCAGGGGCCUGUGUACGUUGGUCCGAUUACUUUUGGGAACUUUACAGUCAACUCUGCAUUCAUCUCUGCCCCAGGAACGAACGCAACGACGAACCAAGACAAAGGUCUCCUCGGCGUCGGCCCUCCCCAACUCUCCUCCAUCACCCAAGCACUCGCCAAGACACCCUACGAAUCAUUCAGCAACACACUCCUCGGGAGUAUCUUCGCAGCCAACUCGUCCCUUCCGCAAUUCACUACCUUCUCCCUCUCGCGGUCCUUCGCGACGGGUAAGACUGAUGGUGGAGUCUUCACUGUCGGCGAGGUACCCGGGAACUUGAGUGGGAUUCUGCAAGCGCCGAAGUUGAAUGUCGUGAGUAGUGACAGGUGGAUUGUGUUAAUGGAUGGGAUUACGGUGAAUGGGAGGAGUGUUAGUGGUGGGAGCUCUUUCGAAGCACCAGGCCAAACGUCCUCACAAACCCUCGUCAACCUCGACACCGGUACCUCCCUCGGCCAAAUCCCACAAGAAUACGCUCAAGUCAUCUACGGCUCCGUCCCCGGUUCGCAAAUCGUCCGUUCCUCAGGAGUCUACAUCCUCCCCUGCAACACAAAACUCAACGUAUCCUUCAUUUUCUCCGGUUCGGAGUACCCAGUCCAUCCUAUCGAUACUGUUGCGGCUACCACUGAUGACGCAGGUGGUGUGCUGUGUUAUUCGGGUUUCACGUUUGGGACGAGUGGGAGUGAGGAUUUUCUGUUGGGGGAUAGUUUUUUGAGGAAUGUGUUUAGUUUGUAUGAUUAUGGGAGGUUUUUUAAUGAGAGUGCGACGCCGUAUGUGCAGUUGCUUUCGACUACGGAUAAGAACCAAGCAUACGCAGAGUUUGAUACGCUCUCGCAACAACGGAACCAGACGCUCCGCUCGAGCCAGUCUUCGGGCGGUGGUUCUGGAUCUAGUGGAGCGGUGUUAUCUACGGGAGGUGUACGUCUUGUGUCGGUAGUGCUUGCGGGUGCUGCGCUCGUACUCGGCUCGAUUUUCGUCGUAUAGCAUGGUAGUGGUACGGAAAUCGCGCUUUCGUUUGAACUUUGUCUUGGGACGUGCAUGGUACAUUAUUAUGUACCUAGCGUACAUAAAACUGUUUGCUGUACUUACAGCUCCUGUCUCGCAUAUGGAUAGGUGGAUGGAUAAUUGGAUAUUUCUGCCGUGCUUCAAAGCUGGGACUGGGGCUUGUUUGGAUGACUGUAUAUUAUAUAUUAACUUGUUUCUUUUUACAACUACAUACGUAUUACAUACUCAUACAUACAAUCCACGUUUCUU
This is a messenger RNA of Fomitiporia mediterranea MF3/22, 1682 nucleotides long. RefSeq names its product acid protease. The coding region runs from base 21 to 1412 and encodes 463 amino acids. The record is from RefSeq and is a predicted model, not a curated record. Lineage: Eukaryota; Fungi; Basidiomycota; Agaricomycetes; Hymenochaetales; Hymenochaetaceae. Gene Ontology annotation, molecular function: aspartic-type endopeptidase activity. The transcript has 5 exons. Gene Ontology annotation, biological process: proteolysis.